GUGUCGGUUCGUGCAUGUGUAUGUUCUCGAUCGACGAUCGUUCGUUGACGAUUCGGCCGCGUCAGUCUCACAAAUUCUCUCGCGCUUUUCGGUUCGUACCGGUCGCCGCUCCUGCUGAUUGCUGCUGCCGUCGUCGUCGUCUGUCUCUUACAUCAUUCGACACGUGUCGGUACGUUACCUUGGGCAAUUCAGGAUUGUUUAGCGAUUUCACAGCUGUUUUACGGCCAAAACAACUCGACUCCAGCGUUCCAGUCGGCGAUAAGGCCGAACGAAGAUUCCAAUUUUUUUUUUGUUGAUAAGAAAUACCCAAUAUCAAAAUGAGUGAACGCAAGGGGAUGAAAGGAUUGGAGUUGUGGUGUCGUAAAAUGACAGAAGGAUACCCUGGUGUCAAAAUUGAAAACAUGACUACAUCGUGGAGGGACGGCCUUGCUUUUUGUGCCAUUAUACAUCACUUCAGACCCGAUUUAAUCGACUUCGAUAAGUUGAACAAGGCCGACAUAUAUCACAACAACGAGCUGGCGUUCAGAGUGGCCGAACACCAUUUGGGCAUACCGGCAUUGUUGGAGGCGGAAGAUAUGGUCGAGUACGAGGUACCUGAUAAGCUGUCAAUUUUGACGUAUAUGUCUCAGUUCUAUCAGACGUUCGAGGUUCAAAGAGGAAAAUCUGGAGCUCGAGUAGCCCCAAAGAGACCACAGAGUACUCCUGACCACGGUAUAGUCUCUCCCGCAUCGACGAGCCCACCAACAAAGGUACAAGUAACCGUUGGCAGGGCCCGUAGAGAGCCGUGCGCGAAAUGCAGACUUCCGGUUUUCAUAGCGGAACGUCUCAACGUCGGAAAACUGCUCUAUCACAGGACAUGUUUCAAAUGUGCCCGUUGCCAGUCCCAGCUCACUCUAGCCAACUACUACGAAACGGAAAGUGGGGAGUUUUGCUGCGAAAUUUGCCCCGAUGAGGAGAAACUCAUAUCGAAAAAAGUGCCUUCGGAACACUCGGUGUUAUCGCGUUCGAUGAGCGACGAGGAAAAGUCCGCCAGUUUGUUAAGUUUUUCAGAAGCUCCGGACGCUUACAGUACGCAUUUCGAGUCAGCCUUAGAGUUCCCCGUCGAUAGCGAAUUAAAAAAGAAAUUCACUCUGACUCAGUCAGAAGGUACGGAGUUUUCAAAAGCCCGUUCGACCUUUUUCAAUAGUCAAAUUGAAGAUUCUAGCGAUUCCUCGAACGAAGAUGUCCCACCGGAUCUUCCCGAAAGUAAACCCCCGUUACUACAGACUGAUUUAAGUGAAAAGAACGCUAACUCGAUUGUAAGUGAUAGUAGUGGUUUUUCCAGUUACAAGCCAGACUCUAAUGUAAUUAGUGAUAGUGUUAGUGAACAGACGAACAAUCACUUUGUUACCAAAGAUAAUGUUUCCAGUUCUGGUGGUGUCAGCGUCAGAGCCAGGAUGAAGUUAUUUGAAAAUAAUGAUGAUAAUAAGUCUGAUGUAAAUAGAUUUUCGCCUACUAAGAAAGUGCCUUUAACGGUAGUGGAUAAGAAACAAGCCACGGUAAUAGCGUUAGAUGACUUAGAAGAUUUCGAUAACGUAAGCAAAAAAGAUAUUGAAAUUGAAGAUGCUUCGUUAAAUGAAAGUAAUAACGCACCUGACCGAAAUGUAAAUAACGUUAUAGAUUUAGAUGAAAAAACAGAUAAACCCAAAGACUAUGCUAUUAAGUUGGCAGAUAAGUCACACCAUAACGAUAUAGUUUUACCGGUUAACGUUGAAAAGAUAGAUUCUGAGUGUGCUAAAAUUGUCAAUGAAAAACCAAUAAGUAUAUCUGACGAUAGUGUUAUUACAGUUGACGAUACUAAUGAAGAAAUAGAAACUAACCAUAUCAACAAAAAUGAUGAAACUCAUUUUAGCGUAGACGAUUCCAGUGUUUCAAUAGAUGAAAACGUUAUUCAUGAAUCUUUAUCCCCUUCUAAACCUUCUGCCAAUGUAGGUUUACUCUCGAAUAUAGAUAUAUUUACAUCUGGUAGUGAAUCAUCUGCCGAGAAGAUAACUUCAAAGAGAAAAUAUUAUUCGGCCUAUGAAGUUCAUCCAUCGGAACAAAAUAACGAGUCUUUAUUAAGUUUUAAUGACGAUAAAGAAGUGUCUUUGACAGACGCAAAUGAAACAUUUAAGUCGCCGAUAGAUGAAAAUGUUUCAUUAGAAUUAGAAAAUAAUUUCAGCUCCUUAACGUCGGAAGAUAAGCCUCAGUACACUAUCGAUAAUGAAUCGGAGCAAUCCCUAAGUGUAACUUCCACUUCAGCAGUGCCAUCAUCCAAAGAAAUUGACUCGUCUAUCAGUCAGACAAUAAAUAGGAGAGAUGAGACUGAAACUAUUGCAGAACACCAAGCUUCCGGUGAGAUUAAAAUGACAGAGACGCCGGAGUCUUCCAAACCUCCAGAAUCAGAGGACUUAAAUCCCUUUGGAGACGAGGAUGAUGAUAAUACUGUUGAAGCUUCUAUGGGUCAUACAUCCCUCAAUCCAUUUGGCGAAUCCGACGAAGAGGAAAAGAUUUCUCCGAUACCCACCCCGGCACCAAGACCUAAAAAGAAAAUUAAUCCUACGUUAGAAGAGAGGGAACUGAAAGAAACUCCAGAAGCACUAGCUAAGAUCUACAUGGAACGUAUUAGUGUUAAUCCAUUUGAAGAUGACGAGGAUGAGGAAGUAGAAGUGGUGCCACGUAAACCCCUCCCAAGUCCACGACAGAAGAAAAAAAUCAUCGUUCCCGCUAGGAUAAGCCUCAAUCCGUUUGACAGUGAUGAAGAUGAAGAUCAAAUAGUACCUGUACCAAAACCAAGAGGUGCGAAUAAAUCAACAUUUUCCAGUCCUCCAGAACCCAAACCUCGCGAUACGCUCUCUGUUUUGAGUAAAAGCAGUCACGGAGGGUCAAAUUCGUCUAUUUCAAGUGGAAGUGCGUUCGGCAGUGCGAGAAAAAAGAAACCUGCUCCAAGACCACCAUUGCCGUUUAGAGCAGACCACUCAGGUUCGAGUAGUCUUACCACAAGCCCAAGUCAAAGUCUUUCACAGUCUCCCAACCUGUCAGGAACCAUAAGAAGCAGAAAAAAUAAAAGGGCUCCACCUCCACCAAAAGCAUCCACACCAAAUCCCGACACGAAAAAUAUAUCAGAUAGAUUGCCUAGUCAAAUAUCUCCAAUAGAUUCAGAUAGUGCCACCACAACCAUUCCCACAAAUGAGGAUGUUCCAAAGAACAAAGAUGUUAAGGAUGAGGAAAAUAGAAAUAAACAAAACAUAAACAUUGGUUGUGAUACUCAAGGUACUUCCGAUAAUGAUGGUGUAUCUGUGCUCAAUAAAAGUACUUUGGGGAGGUGGAAAAGGAAAAAAGGGCAGGCACCAACCCGGCCAAUUCCUGAAAGAAGAAUUGUCAAAACACUUCCAAUUUCUGAAAUUCGUAGGGAAUUAGAUACCAUUGAGAUUCAACAGCAAGGACUUGAAAAGCAAGGUGUUAGGUUGGAACAAAUUAUCAGAGAAAAAUGCGAAGGUGCCGAAAGUACUCCAACAGAUGAUGUGCCAAUUGAUGUGGAAGAUCUAAUACUGCAACUGUUUGAAAUAGUUAAUGAGAAAAAUGAACUGUUUAGAAGACAAGCAGAACUCAUGUACUUAAGGCGCCAGCAGAGAUUGGAGGAAGAACAUGCAGACGUUGAAUAUCAGAUUCGCUGCAUAAUGAUGCAACCAGAGGCCAAUAAAACUGACUCAGAUAAAACUAAAGAAGAGGCUUUAAUUAAUAGGUUAUUAGAAAUUGUUGAAAGGAGAAAUGAAAUAAUUGAAUGCCUUGAAAUGGACAGAGUAAGGGAGGCUGAAGAAGAUAACAGUAUUAGCAGUCAAUUAAAUUUAUAUAGUUUAAAAAGGGAUAGUGAUAAGGACCAACCCGAAAAAGAUAAGAAGGAAAAGAAGAAGAAACUUAAGAAAAUCAAAAAAAUUAUCCCAACUUUACACAGACACAAAGACAAAGAAAGAGAAUAUAAAGUUGAUAUUGACAAAGAUGUGGAUGAAACUGAAACUAACUCGGCAGAAAAGAAAAAAAAGAAAAAAUUUCUGUUUUGAAUCUAUAAUCUGAGAAUGUUUUUGUAAGUUCAGUACUUUCUAUUUAGGUUGUACAUAUUUUUACUAUUUACAUGAAACUGUUACAUUAUUUUGAGCUAAAGUUUGUUUCCAUAUUAAUUUUAAGAUUAUGUUAUUUUUGUGAUUUUUGUUUUACUACCUAAUACAUUUUUAUUAUAAGAGCUGUGUUUAAUUUCUUAAGACGUU
This is a messenger RNA of Sitophilus oryzae (rice weevil), 4283 nucleotides long. Its product is annotated as MICAL-like protein 1. The record is from RefSeq and is a predicted model, not a curated record. Gene Ontology annotation, molecular function: protein binding. Lineage: Eukaryota; Metazoa; Arthropoda; Insecta; Coleoptera; Curculionidae. The transcript has 11 exons. Bases 318 to 4079 code for a protein of 1253 amino acids.